UAUAUAUAUCUCUAAAGUAUCAUAUAGGAUUUAUGAGGUUGUUAUAAUCUUUUUACACUCGAUCUCUUGUUGAAUUAAUUGAAAUAUUUUUUUAGAUCUUUAAAUUUUACAAAAAUCCAGCUACUUUGUAUGAAAUAGAAAAUAAGAGCUUCAUAAGAAUUGUGACAGUAAAGUCAUAGGGAAACUUCCUUGCAUUCUAAAUUUAUAUUAAGAUCAAUUUCAAUAUGGCAGUUGAAUGUAAAAGGGAGAUAAUUUAGAAUGAUAUAAUUUAUAACAAUACACACAUCUAAAUAUUGUAUUAUAAAUUAUAUAAAUUUUGUAUAGUACGGGAGAGUCCAUCAAAUGAACAUUCCCAACUAAAUUAUUUUCAAUUAAAACUCGUUUGAAAACUAAUUUUAUGUACAUUCAGCAUAUGCUAUUUAUAUACAAUUGUCCACGCGUGCUAAUAAAUGAAACAUGAAAUAGUUUUCAUCCACGAUGAAACGAACUAAGAUCAAUAAAAUUAAUGAUUAAUCGAUUGUAUAAAAUGUACGAAACUGAGCUGUAUGAAUUAUCGAAACGAAUAUAAUAAUACACUACACUCAUUCGACUUUCCCUUUCGCUUGACCGUAAGUGGACUUGAAUUUCUCUUUCGUAAUAUCGCAAACAUAUACGGCGUGAAACAACGACGGACAUGUAUGCAUUUUAACAUCACGAGCGUGAUACGAGAUGACACGUAUGUCGUACGUGCAACACAACGGUACGUUCUGUAACGUUUAUCUAGUGAACGGCAUGAAUCCGGUAUGGAAAGCGAGGUGGUCGCGCUUUAGUCAGUUCUCCGAGAAGCGUCUCGAGCCGGUGGAUGCAACGGACGGAACUUUGUGUCUCCCGCGUCAUUCGUGUUCUCGUGGUCGUCGAUUACGCGAGUCAAGUCGGGAAUAUGCGGCAGUGGUGAGGAAGGAUGGACCAAUCGUGUUCUUCGCAUCAAAAUGCAUCAAUGGAACGAACAUGACCAGAUUAUUGUUCAUUACAUUGAUUGUAACUCACACGAUCGCAGGACUGCGACCACUCGUUGCUAAGGAGAGACGCGUAAGAAGACUGAUACGAGACUGGGCACCUUUGGUAUGGCUCGCACCUGGAGAACGGUUUCUGCCCCUUGGCGUACCUGAAUUCUUGGAUAACGUGAAGUCGGACCAAUAUUACCUUCGCACUAGGAUAGACGUAGAAUCCUUGCUGAAGAAUCAGUCGUCCUUUUUGUACGGCCGAAAACCCGCCGGGAUCGUGCCUGUUUAUGCUCUGACGAAGAAGUGCAUUUCCACGGAGGCGAAGGUACGCACGCAGAUGUCGAAUCGGACACCGAGAAAAGACCAAAGCGUUCCAACACUGUUACGCAAUAAUGAACUCUUGGCUGAACAACGACCUGAAAUUGGUACCGGCGAUCUAACAGCACAAAUGGUAUCGCAAGAACGAAUACGACAGGCCGCGACGGGGUCGCGAUUCGACACGACCAGAGGAGAGAACAGAUGUCGUCGAAAGGUACACUUUCACGUGACCUAUUGGAUGUUCUAUCCGUUCAGCGAGGGAAAGACGAUAUGCGUGUUGGAUCUUGGAUUUUUCGGCAGCUGGCCGAUACCUACCAUGGGCGGUGUGUGCAUAGGUACGCUGAAAGAAUACGGCAGUCACAUCGGCGAUUGGGAGCACAUGAGCCUGUACUUUAAGGAUAAGGAACAUCCUCUGACGAUGUAUGUAUCGGCGCAUGACGCGGGAGCAUUUUAUCGAUACGAUCCGCAAAACGGCACUUUCGUCUACGAGAGCCAAGAGACCAGGAAGGGUCUUUUUCAGAAGCCGACGUUCCCCGAGAAAGUUUACACAGCCGGCGACUCGCACCCGAUUUUAUUUAGCGCGCGUGGUUCUCACGGCCUCUGGACGGCGCCAGGGAAGCAUAAAUUUGUUCGGAUGCCUCGUUUGUACGACGAGAGUGGAUUCGGAACUGCCUGGCCAACGUGGAAGAGAUUAGAAUUACUUUUAGAAGAGGAUAACGAGGCCUUACCAGGCUGGAUGACCUUUAAAGGCAAAUGGGGUAAUCCCAGCAGUAACUGCCACCCGCUGGCAAAGCUAGGAUUUAAUAUCUGCGAAUUCGUAGAUGGUCCAACUGGGAUUCCUAUGAAAAAAUUCAAUUUCCGCUGUUAGGAUU
Messenger RNA from Harpegnathos saltator (Jerdon's jumping ant), 2173 nucleotides. RefSeq lists its product as uncharacterized. The transcript has 5 exons. The record is from RefSeq and is a predicted model, not a curated record. Lineage: Eukaryota; Metazoa; Arthropoda; Insecta; Hymenoptera; Formicidae. The coding region runs from base 709 to 2169 and encodes 486 amino acids.